This is a messenger RNA of Candidula unifasciata, 1337 nucleotides long. Lineage: Eukaryota; Metazoa; Mollusca; Gastropoda; Stylommatophora; Geomitridae. The record is from the annotation of a GenBank genome assembly.
AUCUGUCCACACUUGCCAGUGUUGUGACAACUUUAGCAACAAUGGGCAAGGAGGAGAUCCUGUUGGAUGACUUUUCUGGCCACCAGUCAUCUUCACCAUCCCAGAAUAAUGAUGUCAAUCAUUACACACAGGAGGCAGCGGUGAAAGCUUUUGAAGCGUUAACCAAAUCUGCACACAGUUCACAAAGUCGAGGUAGUGCUGUGUAUGAACAGGUGGAGUCAAGUUUUGAACAGACAGUCAACAGUGAUGGAGAAAGUUCUCUUCUGGUAGAAACACAAGGUCCAUUGCUAACAGAGAGCGAUUUUGCCUUCAUAUUAACUGCGCCUUCACCCAUGCCUUCAUAUUUAAACAUCCACUACAUUUGUGAAAGUGCUUCACGGCUGCUGUUUCUGUCGAUGCACUGGACACGAUCCAUCACAGCUUUUCGUGAUCUCAGUGUUGAUCUGCAGACUGUUCUAGUGCGGUCCUGCUGGAGUGAGUUAUUCACUUUGGGUCUGGCCCAGUGUUCGGCAACAAUGUGUUUGCCCACUAUGCUGGCUGCCAUUUUGAAUCAUCUACAAGGUAGCCUACAACAGGGAGAUCACACAAAUCAAGACAAAGUAAAGAAUGUUAUUGAACAUAUCAUUCGGCUCCAGGACUAUGUCACACAUACCCAGAGCCUGAACAUCUCAGAUGCAGAAUUUGCCUACCUGAAAACAUUAGUUCUCUUUGCACCUGAUAAUCCAAACGUUAGAGACAAGAACCUGAUAAGCCAUCUUCAGGAAAGAGCACGCCGGGAACUCAUGCAGGCGUGCUGCUCACCUGGGAGUUCUGAGAGGGUAUCUCAGCUUCUUCUUCGACUAGUCCCACUAAAAACCUUUGUACCCGCCAUCUUAGAAGAGUUAUUCUUUGCAGCGCUGACAGGCUCUGUGCAGAUUGACAAUAUAAUCCCGUACAUUCUCCGCAUGGAGACCGCUGAAUACAACCUUCAGAUGACUGGCCAGACUGGAGCUGCUGCAGUUGCUGGCAUCUCUGGGGUUAUGGGAGUUCCUGCCCUGCAUGACCCCGAUUCCCAAAACCAGCCAGGGAGUGUUCAGAUAGUUCUAGAUUCUCAACAGGAUGGCUCUUAUGGGUGCUCUGGAGGUGCAGAGGUAGUUACAAUGAACAGCGAAGAUGUCGGAGUAUCACCAACUUCUUGGAGUAACUCUAAUUGUGAGGUGGCACAUGUCAUGACUACCAGCUCUGGUGGCCUAUGUAUGCAACGAACUUCUUUGUCGGAUUCCAAUCAGGUGUAUACUAUCUAUAAUGAUGUUGUUUCCACCGCUCAGAUACACAGUUCAGCUUCGGCCACCACCUGA